GCGCGUGUGUCUACGCUAUUCUCGCGGACGCUGCGACUCACAAUUGCUUCCCCUAGGGUUUCGUUGUUGCAAUCCCAGUCAAUGUUCAUGUACCACGGAUCCUAACCCCUUUCCCGUCUACCUCACCGAUCUCCGAUUCCUUGAUUCGAAUCCUCAAUAUUGGCGCUGUGCGUAAAAAACCCUCGAAAAACCCUAAAUUUCCGUUCAGAGAAAAUUGUCAACGAGGGAAUGGCGUCUGGUGCUAUAGCCGGUGGUGGAGUUUCGAAGGCGAAGCAUAAAUGGAGUGACAGUGGCAGCAAAAGCCAAAAACGAUCGACACCCACGAUGGCGGCGAGACAGGAGAGGCCGAUUCCGCUCGUUGCUCACUCUAACUCGAUUGGGUCGGAGGAAAAUCAACAGACGAUGAAGAUAAGCCUGAGCUCAAUUUCGAAGCUUGAAGUCAGGAACUUGAAGCGGAAACUAAUGGCUGAGCUGGACGAGGUCAGGAGCUUAAUCAGCCGGCUCGAACCACGAGGCCACAACGUCGCCGGAGGUCUCGCGGAGACGCCGGCGGCCAACAAGAAGCUCAAAACAGCAAACGGUGGUAGGAAUGGGGGACACGGAGCUGCUGAUAAAGGUACGCUUCAGAUUUUGAAGAGCUGCAACAAUCUGCUUACGAAAUUGAUGAAGCAUAAGUUUGCAUGGGUUUUCAAUACACCAGUGGAUGCAACUAGCCUUGGUUUACAUGAUUACCACACCAUUGUUAAAAAGCCUAUGGAUUUGGGGACUGUGAAGACUAAGUUGAGCAAGAGCUUGUACAAGUCUCCCUUGGAUUUCGCUGAGGACGUGAGACUUACUUUUAACAAUGCGAUGCUGUAUAAUCCGAUUGGGCAUGAUGUGCAUCGUAUGGCUGAGUUUUUGUUGAAGAUGUUUGAAGAGAAAUGGGCUCCGCUUGAAACACAGUACGAGUCUCUCAGUAGAAGGCAACAAGAACCAGCCCGUGAUAUCGAUUUUCAUCGUCCUGUUUCAACAAACACUCAUUAUGUAGAGCCAUUACCAUUACGAGCUCAUACACCUUCCCCGUCUCCUCCUCCUCCUCCUCCGCCUCCUACAGUAGUUGAAAAUAGGACUUUGGAGAGAGCAGAAUCUAUGACAAACCCAGUGAAAACUGCAGUUGUAGCUGCUUCCCCUGAGAAGCCUGAAGAAGAAGAGGGAUCUGGAAAUAGGGAAUUGACGUUUGACGAGAAGCGGAGGCUUAGUGAAGACCUUCAGGAUUUACCUUUCGACAAGCUAGAGGCAGUUGUUCAGAUUAUAAAGAAGAGAAAUCCGGAACUUGCUCAACAAGACGAUGAGAUUGAGCUGGAUAUUGAUAGUCUUGAUCUCGAAACGCUUUGGGAGCUUCACAGAUUCGUGACCGAGUAUAAGGACAGCUCGAGCAAGAAAAAGGAAGAACAGAGGUUGGGCUCGGAAAGAGAUGCUGAAUCUGCUCACACUAUUGUCCAAGAACCGAACACUCUAGUAACUGGCCCGGAAUCGCCAAAAGUUAAAGAAUUAGGUCAUGUGGCAUCUCCUGUUCGACAAGAAGUAAAUGCUGGUGGAUCAAGUAGUUCUAACAGUUCCAGUAGUGGAUCAGGCUCGUGUUCUAGUGAUUCUGACAGUGACAGCUCAGGGCAUGGGUCUGAUACCGGAUCAGCAAGAUGGAUCCUUGAUGAACUCAAGAGCAACGAGAGUCGGAUAUUCCAACUCUAUGGCUUCAGACAAAAAGAAGCAGUGUUUGUUACUAAAGAGGACCAGCUUGAUGAGAGCUGCAAUGUCUUUGAAGGACAGUGGGUUUGGGACAAUGUCUCUUACCCUCUUUAUACAGAGAAGAGCUGUCCUUAUUUGGUCAAACAAACAACAUGUCAACGAAACGGACGGCCUGAUUCUUAUUAUCAGAACUGGAGAUGGAAACCGAACUCAUGCGAGUUGCCCAGGUUCGAUGCUCUGAAACUGUUGGACGUGUUGAGAGACAAAAGAGUGAUGUUCAUAGGAGACUCAGUGCAGAGAAGCACGUUUGAGUCAAUGAUCUGUAUGGUGCAAUCAGUAAUACCUGACAACAAGAAGUCUUUUCACAGGAUUCCUCCUAUGAAGAUCUUCAAAGCUGAGGAAUACAAUGUAUCGAUCGAGUAUUACUGGGCACCUUUCAUCGUGGAAUCAAUUUCGGAUCAUGCAACGAAUCAUACAGUACACAAAAGGUUGGUCAACCUCGACGCCAUUGAAAAACAUAGCAAGAGCUGGGAAGGCGUCGAUGUUCUAGUCUUUGAGAGCUAUGUGUGGUGGAUGCAUCAACCUAAGAUCAAUGCAACGUAUGGAGAUACCAGAGAAGUCCACGAGUACAAUGUGACGACUGCUUACAGAAUGGCGUUAGAGACAUGGGUCAAGUGGUUAGUGACGAAGAUCAAUCCCGUGAAGCAAAGAGUUUUCUUCACGAGUAUGUCUCCGACUCAUCUAUGGAGCUGGGAGUGGAAUCCAGGGAGCGAUGGAACCUGUUAUGAUGAGUUAAAUCCAAUAGACAAACAAUCAUACUGGGGCACAGGAUCAAAUCAAGAAAUCAUGAAGAUAGUUGGUGAGAUUCUAAACAGAGUCGGAGAAAAUGUGACGUUCCUGAACAUUACGCAGCUGUCAGAAUAUAGGAAAGAUGCACACACGACCGUGUAUGGAGAACGGAGAGGGAAGCUCUUGACGAAAGAACAGAGAGCUGAUCCCAAAAACUAUGGAGACUGCAUCCACUGGUGUUUGCCUGGAGUUCCUGAUACAUGGAAUGAGAUUCUCUAUGCAUAUUUGCUACGAAGUCAUCGGAAUUCGUUCUGA
This is a messenger RNA of Thlaspi arvense, 2829 nucleotides long. The record is from the annotation of a GenBank genome assembly. Lineage: Eukaryota; Viridiplantae; Streptophyta; Magnoliopsida; Brassicales; Brassicaceae.